Molecule: messenger RNA, 1494 nt
Organism: Trametes versicolor FP-101664 SS1
Lineage: Eukaryota; Fungi; Basidiomycota; Agaricomycetes; Polyporales; Polyporaceae
Exons: 11
Coding region: 1-1494 (497 amino acids)
Biological process (GO): regulation of Golgi organization
Cellular component (GO): cytosol
Source: RefSeq, a predicted model, not a curated record
AUGGAGGUCUUCGCUGGGGGUGUGAGCGACAGCGACAGAGUGUUCAAGGGCCUGACGGGUGCGGUAGAAGGGGUACUCGGAGACACCUCAGCCCCAGCUAGCCUUCGGCACGAGGUCCUGCAGAUGACCGUGACAUUCGUUUGCGGCAUCAGCCAACUCAGCCCCGGGGCGUACUUCCUCCAGCACGACCUCUUCCCUUGUAUCGCCGCGACUAUCACCGCUCCCGAUACAGGACAAUUCACCUUCGAAGCAGUAUUGCUUAUGGCCCUCCUGGCGAACUUCCACAAGUCCGACGCUGCGAAGAUGAACCCUUACCUCACUCGUAUACGGGACUCGACGGAUGAAGCACUGAUGCGGAAGAUUUGCUGGGCUGCGAACUUCGCUGUCGCGGCGGUCGUGAAGGCUUACCAGAGUAUUCAAGACGAUUCGCCGCCUACGUUGACAACCAGCUUUGGGUCUAUGUUCUCGGCUCUGCGACCGGACCGCGUCCUUGCGUCGAAACCAGUCGAUCUUCCCCGGGAAGUAUUCAAAAGCCAGCCCAUCGAAGCAUGUGUGAUUUUGCUCCCCCUGUUCGAGUUCCUGCAUGGCAGCGCAACAUUUCGCAAGACAUUUACCGAAACCCUCAUCACUCAGGACGGCACAUCGACCAAAGCUCUACCCCUCACCUUCCUAUCUAUGACCUCGUAUCUAUUAUCUCAUGCUUCAUCUUCGUCUUCCCCGCGUGCCAUUGCCUAUGCGAAUCUCGCACUCAAUAUCCUCUUGGUAAUUUCUGAGAGCGAAGAAAUACUAGGCGCACUGAGUCAGAACACUCAAUUGGACAUACGACUUUGUCGCCAGAGACCGCCGUAUCUACCACCAUUUGACCCACCUAGGUCCCCACUAUGUGCUUUCCUCGACUGUUGUAUUUUGUGGCUUCGGCACAACAUGCAGAAGAAACUUGAGGUCCAAUGUUACCUCACAUGCAUAGGAGCGUGCUAUAGGAUCUUGUGGUACCUGCAAAAAGAACAUGUACGACUAGACUAUCAUUGGCAGGAGCUGUGGCGUGCCUUGGUUCUGCUCCUCGACUUCUUGGCUAGUAAGCUAGAGAGCUUGACCACUACUGGGGGCAUCGAGCAGUUGGUCCAAGAGACGCUGCUGCUCGUCGACUUCGCUCUCUGCCGCAGCGAGCAGCUCCUACCAAGCCCCGCCGCAGUGAACGAGCUCGUUUACGAGGUCGUGCGCUCCGCCGAGGUGUUCCGGAAGCAGCACGCCCUGUUGGAGAAGCUCGCCAACCCCCACUCUAACACCUCGCCAAAGCGCGUAUCAGGCAGCAAGCCGCGCGCCAAGCAGGCUCUCGAGAACAUCAUCGCGCUGGCGGAACAGUUCGAGGCGAAGCUCCGCGAGGCAGGCGUGCGCUCUGCGAACCAGGGAUUGCGUGCGGUCGCGAAGGACAUCGAGAAGUCGGACGGGUUGAGCUACGGCGUUGACCUGCACGGCGCGGACGAUCCACCGUGA